AUUGUAGAAGUCGAGCCGCACAAUGUUGUGCAAUGUUGACGCUUCGCCCCACUCAGCUGCUGAAGUCCAUCCACACUCUGCAACUGACUGCACGCGAACAGUGAAUUGAAGAUGUUCGAGGGGCUUUUUGGCGACGAGGAUGAUGCGUUCUCUCAAUCGUUUGCCAUGGGAGACGCUCUUACCGAAGUCAACGGUAAACGAUUUCCGGCCCCGAGCGCACCCCGUCGGCCCUGUGGUUUAUGUGGCAUACAGAACCAGGGGUCCACAUGUUAUUUGAAUUCAUUACUCCAAACUUUACUCUAUACACCAGAAUUCAGGGAAAGUUUAUUCCAAAUUGGAUCUGAUGAAUUAGGAGAGCUGUCAGAAAAGGAUAAUCCACAGGCAAAGGUUCGAGUGAUUCCAAUUCAGCUACAGAGACUGUUUGCUCAGCUAUUGCUGCUAGACCAAUACACAGUGAGCACUACCGAUCUAACUGAUAGUUUUGGAUGGACCAAUAAUGAGGAGUUGCAGCAACAUGACGUGCAAGAGUUGAAUCGUAUUUUAUUCUCAGCGAUAGAUAAUUCAUUAGUCGGCACAUCAGGACAACACCUUAUUUCAAAGCUGUACCAUGGCUCUAUUGUCAAUCAGAUUAUAUGCCAACAAUGUGGGAAAAUAAGUGAAAGACAGGAGGAUUUUCUUGACUUGACACUGGCUGUGUGUGGGUAUAAAGGUUUGGAGGAUGUGCUUUAUUCCUGUUAUCAGGAGAUGGAAUUAUUAUCAGGCAGUAACCAGUAUAGAUGUGAAAAAUGUAACAAGUUGGUCAAUGCCAAAAAGGGUGCCAGACUACGUACAUUACCACCAAUCCUCACAUUGUCGCUACUCAGAUUUAGUUAUGACUUUGUUAAAUGCGAACGAUACAAAGAAACUGGUAAAUUUACAUUCCCUCUGGAAGUUGACAUGAGUCCAUACUGUGAAAACACCUUACCAGCAGAGAGUACUGAAUAUGAGUUGUUUUCAGUCGUCAUUCAUAAAGGCAGUGGGUAUGGAGGACAUUACCAUGCAUUCAUCAGAGAUGUUGAUACUCUUGGGAAAUGGAAUUCACCUGAAGAUGAACCAAUUCACAUAGCUUCUGAUCCAAGCAGUGGUAAGAUUGAUUACAUUGAACUGGGUAAACCAGACGAGGUCUUAUCAGCCAUACUGGUGCAAGAAGGUGGACCACAUUGUAAUUUAACAAUAGAUAAGCUAUGCCAGAACUUGAUAAAACAUACUGGUGUGACAUGGAACAAGCGAUUCAAGAAACACUAUGGGCCAAUUCAGAAGUUUUUAAAAAAGCAUGAUGAAACUUUUAACUUCUCUCCCACAACAAACUCUGUCAGUUUGAAGCACACAGACAAGAAAUCCAUCUCCUUGGCCACAGUAACCAUGGAAACCAGUUGUGAAAAGAAGCUGCAAGAAAAUGAACAAUUGGCAGCAGAAGAAACUUUUGAUGAGAGUAGGCGAGACUCUAAAAAAAGUUCAAAGUAUAAAAGAGAGCCAUCACCACCGCCAUUAGAUGGACAUGCAUGGUAUGAUUUCAACGACUCCAGAGUAUUUCCUAUCAAAGACAAAGAUAUACAAAACAGUACUCGGGAAAAGAAAGUGCAUAUAUGUUGUUUUAUAGAAAAAAUCUUUAAAGAGGCCAAAUGA
Saccoglossus kowalevskii is the source of this 1665-nucleotide messenger RNA. Its product is annotated as ubiquitin carboxyl-terminal hydrolase 40-like. NCBI's taxonomy places the organism in Eukaryota, Metazoa, Hemichordata, Enteropneusta, Harrimaniidae. Gene Ontology annotation, molecular function: protein binding; cysteine-type deubiquitinase activity. Gene Ontology annotation, biological process: protein deubiquitination. The record is from RefSeq and is a predicted model, not a curated record. Gene Ontology annotation, cellular component: cytosol; nucleus.